This is a messenger RNA of Hippocampus comes (tiger tail seahorse), 999 nucleotides long. Its product is annotated as troponin T, cardiac muscle isoforms-like. The transcript is spliced from 14 exons. Gene Ontology annotation, cellular component: troponin complex. The record is from RefSeq and is a predicted model, not a curated record. Gene Ontology annotation, biological process: cardiac muscle contraction; sarcomere organization; regulation of muscle contraction. Bases 119 to 880 code for a protein of 253 amino acids. Lineage: Eukaryota; Metazoa; Chordata; Actinopteri; Syngnathiformes; Syngnathidae. Gene Ontology annotation, molecular function: troponin I binding; troponin C binding; tropomyosin binding.
GCCGCCAUGUGAUCCGGCGCCCGGUUUAAAAGCUUACGGGGAGGGGGGGACAGCGUGGAACGUUUCACACUCCGCCACAUCUCCAGAAGCGUCCGGUGCAGGUGCUUUGUGGUGCAAUAUGUGGGAGAGCGAGGAGGCCUCGUAUGAGGAACACCAAGAGGAAGAGGAGGGGGCUGCAGAGGAUGAAGGGGUAGAUGGAGAUGGGGACGAGUCUGAGGACGAUGCCAAGAGGAAGUCAAGGCCUGGUUUUGUUCCCUGUAUGGCUCCCCCCAAAAUCCCAGAUGGGGAAAAAGUGGACUUUGACGACAUCCACCGCAAGCGCAUGGAGAAAGACCUGACGGAGCUCCAGACACUGAUUGAGGAUCACUUUGAGAAGCGCAAGAAGGAGGAAGAGGAGCUCCUCAGCCUCACCGACCGCAUCGAAAAGCGCAGGUCCGAGAGAGCCGAGCAGAUGAAGAUCAGAGCGGAGAGGGAAAGAGAACGACAGAACAAAAUGGCCGAGGAGAAAGCAAGGAAGGAGGAAGAAGAGGCCAAAAAGAAAGCUAAAGAUGACGCCAGGAAGAAGUUGAUCCUGAGCAAUCUGACCUUUACCGGCUAUAAAACACAGACGGGAACCACGCGACAAACGGAGCGAGAGAAGAAGAAGAAGAUCCUCAACGAAAGGCGAAAGGAGUUAAACAUUGAGCACCUGAGGGAGGACAAACUCAGGGAAAAGGCCAAAGAAUUGAUGGAUUGGAUACGGCAGCUGGAGUCGGAGAAGUUUGAACUUCAGUACAAAUACUCGAAGCAGAAAUAUGAGGUGACUGUGCUGAGGAACCGUGUCAGCGACCAUCAGAAAAUUUCAAAGAGCAGCAGGAGCAAGCGAGGCCUGAGGAAGUAACAACAACACAGAGUCCUCAUGUUUCCUCAUCGGUCGCCUUACUUUCUAAAAAUAAUAAAUCAUCACCAUGAUUGUCUGUCAAGUCAAGUUCCUGCAUGAAUAAAAGUGUCAAAAUGACA